This is a messenger RNA of Paraglomus occultum, 807 nucleotides long. The record is from the annotation of a GenBank genome assembly. Lineage: Eukaryota; Fungi; Glomeromycota; Glomeromycetes; Paraglomerales; Paraglomeraceae.
AUGGCAGAGUAUUUAGCUUCAAUAUAUGGUACGGAGAAGGACAAAGUAAACUGUUCAUUCUACUUCAAGAUCGGUGCUUGUCGACACGGAGAUCGUUGUAGCAGGAAACAUGUCAAACCAACGUUCUCCCAAACUAUACUCUGUUCGAAUGUAUAUCAGAAUCCUGCUCACGAUAUGAACUGUAGCAUGACAGAGGAACAAUUACAGCAACAUUUUGACGAUUUUUAUGAAGAUUUUUUUAUAGAGCUAUGCAAAUACGGUGAAGUAGAGGAAAUGCAUGUAUGUGAUAACGUUGGAGAUCACUUGAUAGGGAAUGUAUACGCGAGGUUUGGUUACGAAGAAGACGCACAGAAGGCAGUUGAUAAUCUAAACCAAAGGUUCUAUGCUGGUCGCCCAAUAUACGCCGAACUAUCUCCUGUAACCGACUUUCGCGAAGCUUGCUGCAGACAAAACGAGAAUUCCGAAUGCACACGUGGUGGUUUUUGCAAUUUUAUGCAUCUGAAACAGGUAUCACGCCGACUGAAGAAAGAACUCUUUGCCGCUCAACGUGCUUACUUGUCGGAACAGCGACUUACGAUGAUUGACAAGGAUCUUACCGAAAGAAUAGAGGAAUUAAAGGGAGAAGGAGGAACGGGUGUGAAGAGGAUGGGGCUCGGGAUUCCUGCUGCUUUCUUAUUACCCACGGCAGACGCCUGCAUCGUCUUUUCUUUCUGCUUCUUCUUCAAGUUCCCCCGAUUUCCGCAUUUUCAGAGCGUCUCAUCAACAGAACAGAACGAUUUCGAAGAGAAAACAGGGAAUUACGAAUAA